CUCACGCAUCUCAGCUCGACUGGCGAAGCGCACAUGGUCGAUGUCGGCGGAAAAGAUUCCACCGAGCGAGUUGCAGUUGCUGUCGGAUAUGUGCACUUCAGCAAAGAGGGAGCUUACAAAGCCAUCACCGAAAACCUCAAUAAGAAGGGCGAUGUUCUUGGAGUUGCACGUAUCGCAGGCAUCAUGGCAGCCAAAAGAUGCUCGGACAUUAUUCCUCUCUGCCAUCCGAUCCCCAUUACCAAAGUCACAGUAAAUGUUGGAACGAUGUCACCACAGAACGCCAUGUCCAUCAGGACUCAGUUGGGAGCCCAUACGACAAAAUAUGGCAUAGCCGCAGUGGAAGCCCGAGUACACACUCGUGGUCAGACGGGUGUUGAGAUGGAGGCUCUCACGGCUGUAUCAGGCGCUUGUCUGACUAUCUAUGACAUGUGCAAGGCUGUGGACAAGGACAUGGUCAUAUCUGGUGCCCGUAUCUUAUUCAAAGAUGGAGGACGAUCUGGCACGUAC
Molecule: messenger RNA, 507 nt
Organism: Aureobasidium melanogenum CBS 110374
Lineage: Eukaryota; Fungi; Ascomycota; Dothideomycetes; Dothideales; Saccotheciaceae
Product: molybdenum cofactor biosynthesis protein C
Exons: 1
Biological process (GO): Mo-molybdopterin cofactor biosynthetic process
Source: RefSeq, a predicted model, not a curated record